Molecule: messenger RNA, 732 nt
Organism: Onthophagus taurus
Lineage: Eukaryota; Metazoa; Arthropoda; Insecta; Coleoptera; Scarabaeidae
Product: ribosome biogenesis protein SLX9 homolog
Biological process (GO): maturation of SSU-rRNA from tricistronic rRNA transcript (SSU-rRNA, 5.8S rRNA, LSU-rRNA)
Cellular component (GO): nucleolus; preribosome, small subunit precursor; 90S preribosome
Source: RefSeq, a predicted model, not a curated record
ACGUCAAAUAAGUGUCAAAAACACGUGUUUAUCUUAUUUUGUAGUUAUUUUAGGUUAUAACCGUUAUAAUGGGUAAACUGCGAAGAAAUAGAAACAAACUACACCUUUCAAAUAAUAAUAAUCAAAAAGAUUCAUUAAAAAACGAGAAAAAAGACACUUCCCCAGACUUUAAAUUACCACCUGUAGUUUUCCCAUCAAAUAAUCCUUUCGCAGAUUUAAACAUUGAUGUUUCAAGUUUAAACAAAUUAAAGAAUGAUGAUGUUGUUAGUGUGAAAUCAUUCAAAUCCUUGAAAUCUGAAUUAAGUGCUAAAACUAAUACUUUAUCUAAAAAAGAUAAAUUGAAGUUGAAAAAAGAUUUAUUGUUAAGAAAAAUAGAUACGGUAAAUCAAUUAAAGAAAGAAGCCAAGUUGAAGAAGAAACGUAGUAAGGUGGCUAUUAUUGGUGAUACAAACACUUUAAGGGAUGCUUUACCUGAUUUGGAAUCGUUGAUAAAGAGUAGUGGUGAUGAUAAACCUAAAGAAGGGGUGGUUAAAAAGAAAGCGAUUGCUAAGGAGAGAAAACGGAAGAAAAAUAUGGCUCUUCAUUUGCAGAUUUAUAAAAAUUUGAUGAAUAAUAAUGAUUUUAAGAAAGAUCCGCUUGGUGCUAUUUCUGAUCACGUUAAAGCUGUUUCUGAAAAUAAACAAUUAUAAUAUUUUUUUUUGAUAUUUUGUAAAUAAAUUAAUGUUAAAAAUU